This is a messenger RNA of Eufriesea mexicana, 599 nucleotides long. Its product is annotated as calcium and integrin-binding family member 3. Gene Ontology annotation, molecular function: magnesium ion binding; calcium ion binding. Lineage: Eukaryota; Metazoa; Arthropoda; Insecta; Hymenoptera; Apidae. The coding region runs from base 18 to 599 and encodes 193 amino acids. The transcript is spliced from 5 exons. The record is from RefSeq and is a predicted model, not a curated record.
GGUACUCUCGCAUUACCAUGGGGAAUUUCAUGUCGACUGACUGCAUUCUCGACGAAGAGACGAUUACCAAUUAUUGCGAAUUAACAUACUUGAGGAAGAAGGAAAUACGGUACAUUAUCAAGCUGCUUGACGAUAUAAAGCCAGGACUACUUCGCGUGAAUCCUCAACAUCGCUUCACUAUUGCAGAAAUUGAUGCAAUACUACCACAAAUUCGAUGUAAUCCAUUUCGUGAUUCGAUAUACCGAGUAUUUUCUUCGAGGAAAGAUAAUCGCAUGAGCCUGGAGGACCUUCUCGACUUAUAUUCAGUCUUCUCCGAAAAUUGUCCUGAUAACGUUCGUGCUAGUUGGGCAUUUCACAUCUAUGACUUCGACGGCGACAAUCAAAUCUCAUUGAGCGAUUUGAUGGAGACUGUGAACAGGCUGACAUGGAGUUACCAGAACGAACAUAGCGGCAUUGAUGUGGCGGAUGUGGAGCACGUUGCGAGAAUGGUACUUCAAGAAAUGGUGUUCAAUGACCUGACAAGCAUUUCCUGCGAAGAAUUUAUACGUUUCACUUCAAGGAUUUCGGAAUUCUCGUCAACAUUUCACUUCAAAAUAUAA